GCGCCACCAUCUGCGACAGUCGGCCUACCUUGGGACCCUUAUGUCAACGCGUCCUCAUGUGUCUCUCGGAGUGAAGGCAUUGGACCUGCAUCUGUCGUCGUUCGCCAAGACUUGCCAGGACAACAAGACGAAGUACGUGGAGGCGACGAUGUCUGGUAAACCCUUAGGGUCUCAUCAUCACCUCCAGCGUGUCUUCGUCCCGGCUGGCGAGAGGGAGGAGGCCAGUGAUGUCACCAAGAAAACCAACAGCCAGCUGUGUGGUCUGAUAGAGGACACCAUUGGGCGACUCCACGAUGCAGGUGCAGACGACCUUGCCGGUUCCCUGCGACGGGAGUACAUGAAGGACGUCAGGACUGGUACCAAGGCAGUGCUUCCGACUUUCCUCCAGAGGGCUGGUGAUACUUCGACAGCGGUGUUGGAGCAGGAGGAAUCUCAUGAACGUGCAGAUGAUGCACCCGGGCACUAAUUCUGCACCCAGACAGCCAGCUGUACAUCGUUUGCCAGACAGUACAUGUUUUCAGUUGUACAGUAUUAUCAAUUGUAUAUACAGAGCAACUUGUCGAUUAAUGUUAUGGGCUUUGUAACAGCGAUGGCAUUGUUAUGACUUAUUUGUGUGUACAUAAUUCACUAUUUUAUGAUUAGUAGUUUAAAUUCACAACUGUCAUUGUUAGUGGCUGUAUCCUCGAGGGGGGUUAAGGUACUGUAAAAUUAU
This is a messenger RNA of Haliotis rubra (blacklip abalone), 712 nucleotides long. RefSeq lists its product as uncharacterized. NCBI's taxonomy places the organism in Eukaryota, Metazoa, Mollusca, Gastropoda, Lepetellida, Haliotidae. The transcript has 2 exons. The record is from RefSeq and is a predicted model, not a curated record. Bases 41 to 466 code for a protein of 141 amino acids.